This is a messenger RNA of Peronospora matthiolae, 570 nucleotides long. Lineage: Eukaryota; Oomycota; Peronosporomycetes; Peronosporales; Peronosporaceae. The record is from the annotation of a GenBank genome assembly.
AUGCCCCGCCAGCUUCUUGCUACCCGCUUUAUCGCCAUUCCUGAUGAUGUGAAGGUCAUUCUCGAGGGCCGCAAGGUCACUGUGAGUGGCAAACGCGGUGAGCUGACCCGUGACUUUCGUCACCUGACGCUUGACAUGCGUCGCGUCAACAAGGAGCAGAUCCGUGUCGACCUGUGGUUUGGCAACCGCAAGCAGCUCGCUUGUGUGCGCACGGUGUGCUCGUUGAUUGAGAACAUGAUCACGGGGGUGCGAGUUGGGUUCCUGUACAAGAUGCGCUUCGUGUACGCCCACUUUCCCAUCAACGUGACGUUUGAGAACAACGUGGUGGAGAUCCGCAAUUUCUUGGGAGAGAAGCGCGUGCGUCGUGUGGCUCUAUCGGAGGGUGUUCAGUACGUCCGCACGGGCGACGUGAAGGACCAGAUCGAGCUGAGCGGUAUUGAUCUGCAGAAGGUGUCGCAGGACGCCGCCAAUAUCACGCAGGCCUGUCUUGUGCGUCGCAAGGAUAUUCGUAAGUUCCUGGAUGGUAUCUACGUGUCCGAGAAGACCCACAUCGAGAUCGAGGAGAGCUAG